Messenger RNA from Nyctereutes procyonoides (raccoon dog), 258 nucleotides. RefSeq names its product prostate and testis expressed protein 1-like. The transcript has 2 exons. Lineage: Eukaryota; Metazoa; Chordata; Mammalia; Carnivora; Canidae. The coding region runs from base 1 to 258 and encodes 85 amino acids. The record is from RefSeq and is a predicted model, not a curated record.
AUGACAGAAAUCAUUCAGUGUAGGAUGUGCCACCUCCAGUUUCCAGGAGAGAAGUGUUCCAGAGGGAGAGGAUUUUGCAUCGCGACAGAAAAUGAGGUUUGCAUGACCGGGAGGAUUUUCAAGAAAGAUGGGACUCCGUGGUUAACAUUCAUGGGCUGCCUGGAAAAGUGCGCGAAUGUGGACAAAAUAAAAUGGAGUAUCUACUUGGUGAAGUUCAGAUGCUGCAGAGGCUAUGACUUAUGCAAUGAAUCCUUAUAG